GAGGCAAGGCAAGGGACAGAGAAGCCGCCAGUUAGUAGGUGGGCGUCGCAAUCGGGAUUGAGGGCACAUCGUCUUCGCCUCAUCUUCUUCCCCAGCGUCCACCCUCCAGGUAGGCCAUGGCUUCCACCGUCCCCUUCUCCGCGGCCAAGGUCCAGAUGCUCCAGGCGACGACCUGCCACGGCCACGGCAGCAGCUUCGCCGUCCCGCGAACCGGGCCGAGGCUGCGCUCCGUGGCCGUCAGGGUCAGCAGCGAGCAGGAGGUCAGGGCGCCGUCGGGGAGGAGCAUCGAGGAGUGCGAGGCCGACGCCGUCGCCGGGAAAUUCCCGGCCCCUGCGCCCUUUGUUAGACCCAAGGCCCCCGAGGGAACCCCGCAGAUCAGGCCUCUUGACAUGCCGAAGCGCCCUCGUCGCAACCGCAGGUCGCCGGCUCUCAGGGCUGCGUUCCAGGAGACAACCAUAUCGCCGGCUAAUUUGGUGCUCCCAUUGUUUAUCCAUGAAGGGGAAGAGGAUACCCCUAUUGGAGCUAUGCCCGGGUGCUUCAGGCUUGGAUGGCAGCACGGGCUUCUUGAUGAGGUAUACAAGGCACGCGAUGUUGGUGUUAACAGCUUUGUGCUCUUUCCAAAGGUUCCUGAUGCAUUGAAGACUCCAACAGGAGAGGAGGCAUACAAUGACAAUGGUUUGGUUCCGCGGACAAUUCGCUUGCUCAAGGAUAAGUUCCCUGAUAUUAUUGUCUACACAGAUGUUGCUUUGGACCCUUAUUCAUCUGAUGGUCACGAUGGCAUUGUGAGGGAAGAUGGUGUAAUUUUGAACGAUGAAACAGUUUACCAGUUGUGCAAACAGGCAGUUUCACAGGCACGUGCCGGUGCUGAUGUAGUCAGUCCUAGCGACAUGAUGGAUGGUCGUGUUGGGGCAAUCCGUUCUGCUUUGGAUGCUGAGGGUUUUAAUGAUGUCUCCAUUAUGUCGUAUACCGCAAAGUAUGCCAGUUCGUUUUACGGUCCAUUCCGAGAAGCUUUAGAUUCAAAUCCACGAUUUGGAGACAAAAAGACUUAUCAGAUGAACCCAGCUAACUACAGAGAAGCCCUCCUAGAAACUGCUGCAGACGAGGCAGAAGGCGCUGAUAUUCUUCUAGUGAAACCAGGAUUGCCGUACUUGGAUAUCAUCCGUCUUCUCCGGGAUAAUUCUGCUCUGCCAAUUGCUGCAUACCAGGUGUCUGGCGAGUACUCGAUGAUCAAAGCUGGCGGUGCGCUGAACAUGAUCGACGAGGAGAAGGUGAUGAUGGAGUCGCUCAUGUGCCUGCGGCGCGCCGGCGCUGACAUCAUCCUCACCUACUUCGCCCGCCAGGCCGCCACCGUGCUGUGCGGCAUGAGAUAGGCCGGGGUCAACCCCGUUGAGUGGGAAUGUGAUUAAGGUGUAGUAAAGUUGAGGAACACAUUUGACGUUUGACUUGAAGCACUUUAAUACGUAAUUGUGCACAGGAUUGCUAGUUUAUUUUUUUUACUGAGAAGUACAAAUUUUCUCCCGAUAA
Molecule: messenger RNA, 1524 nt
Organism: Lolium rigidum
Lineage: Eukaryota; Viridiplantae; Streptophyta; Magnoliopsida; Poales; Poaceae
Product: delta-aminolevulinic acid dehydratase, chloroplastic-like
Exons: 13
Coding region: 117-1370 (417 amino acids)
Biological process (GO): heme biosynthetic process
Cellular component (GO): cytosol
Molecular function (GO): zinc ion binding; porphobilinogen synthase activity
Source: RefSeq, a predicted model, not a curated record